GAGCGUCUGAGGAGGCGCGGGGCCGCGGGCGGACGGUGCAGGCGGGCUGAGACGCCGCACGGCAGCACCGGGCUGCGGACGCCCGGGACGGGCUCAGGGAACCGCUCAUCCCCGACCGAUGUCCUCAAGAUGGAGGCGGCGGGGGCGACGGCGUGAGGAGGGCGGCGCGGAGAGCGCGGGAGCAGGCCGGCGGGCGUCCGGGGCGGCGGGAUGGGGCUGCUGCUCCUGAUCCUGGCGUCGGCCGUGCUGGGCUCGUUCCUCACGCUGCUCGCACAGUUCCUGCUGCUCUACCGCAGGCCGCCCGAGCCGCGGGCGGACGAGGCGGCCCGCGCGGGCGACGGCUUUCGCUACCUCAAGCCCGUGCCGGGCCUGUCCCUCAGGGAGUACCUCUAUGGCGGCGGCGGCGGCGGCGAGGAGCCCGGGGCGGCCGGGUCCUCCGAGGCCGGCGCUAGCACGACCCCGACCUCGACCCCGACCGCGACCCCGACCCCGGACAGCCCUGCGGCCCCUCCGACGCGGGAGACCUGCUACUUCCUCAACGCCACCAUCCUGUUCCUCUUCCGGGAGCUGCGGGACACGGCGCUCGCCCGCCGCUGGGUCACCAAGAAGAUCAAGGUGGAGUUCGAGGAGCUGCUGCAGACCAAGACGGCCGGCCGCCUGCUGGAGGGGCUGAGCCUGCGCGACGUGUUCCUGGGCGACACGGUGCCCUUCGUCAAGACCAUCCGACUGGUGCGGCCCGUGGCGGCCUCGGCCUCGGGCCCGGGCGAGCCCGACGGCGGCCCCGACGGCGGCGACGCGCUGCCCGCCACCUGCCCCGAGGAGCUGGCCUUCGAGGCGGAGGUGGAGUACAGCGGCGGCUUCCACCUGGCCAUCGACGUGGACCUGGUGUUCGGCAAGUCCGCCUACCUGUUCGUCAAGCUGUCGCGGGUGGUGGGGAGGCUGCGCUUCGUCCUCACCCGGGUGCCCUUCACCCACUGGUUCUUCUCCUUCGCGGAGGACCCGCUGAUCGACUUCGAGGUGCGCUCCCAGUUCGAGGGGCGGCCCAUGCCCCAGCUCACCUCCAUCAUCGUCAACCAGCUCAAGAAGAUCAUCAAACGCAAGCACACCCUGCCCAGCUACAAGAUCAGGUUUAAGCCGUUUUUUCCAUACCAAGCCUUGCAAGAAUUUGAAGAAGAUGAAGAACUUAUCCAUAUUCAACAGUGGGCACUUACUGAAGGCCGGCUUAAAGUUACUUUGUUAGAGUGUAGCAGGUUACUCAUUUUUGGAUCCUAUGAUAGAGAAGCAAAUGUUCAUUGCACACUUGAGUUGAGCAGUGGUGUUUGGGAAGAAAAACAAAGGAGUUCUAUUAAGACGUUUUAUGAUGGUGGUGCGCACUUUAUUUCAUGCCCUCCAGAGAAGAGGAGCCACUCCUGCCCAAGUCCUUUGUCCUGUGUCUUCAGGAGGAACUGUAACAAGGUUGAAUUAGUAAAAGGGAAUUUACAAAGUGUUGGACUUACACUUCGUCUUGUUCAGUCAACUGAUGGGUAUGCUGGGCAUGUCAUAAUUGAAACCGUGGCCCCAAACUCACCUGCUGCGAUUGCAGAUCUUCAGCGAGGAGAUCGGCUCAUUGCUAUUGGAGGUGUGAAAAUCACAUCGACCCUGCAGGUGUUAAAACUCAUCAAGCAGGCUGGGGACCGAGUCCUGGUGUACUACCAGAGACCUGUGGGCCAGAGUAACCAAGGGGCAGUGCUGCAAGACAGUCUGGGCCAGUUGGAAGAAAACUUCUUGUCAAGCUCCUGCCAGCCAGGUUAUGAGGAGGAAGCUUCUGGGUUGUCGGUGGAUACUGAGAACAGAGACCUGGAUUCUGAAUUUGAAGACUUGGCAAGUGAUGUCAGAGUACAAACAGAGUUCAAAGAGGACCCACAACUGUCAAGUCAUAGUCCCAAACGCACUCCAACAACACUCUCUAUUAAACCCCUUGGCGCUAUAUCCCCAGUUUUAAAUCGUAAACUAGUUUCAGGAGUCCAUCCACCACCACAGAAACUUCCAUCUAAAGAAGGAAACAAACCAUCGGCUCUAAAAACUUCCGAGGCCACAGAAGCAGCACCAGUGUCCAAACCCCAAGGACCCCCUUUCAAACCACCUGUGCCACCACGGCCACAGGUGAAAAUUCCUUUGCCUUCCACUGACUGUGCCCCCACUCAGGCCGACCUGGAAGCUGUUGAAAAGCCGGAGAAGGUGCUGCUCCCUCCUCCACCUGCAGAGAAACCUGCUGAGAAGCAGGGGAAAAUCGUGGAUCACGGGGAAGAUGUGGCAGCAGGGAAGCAGUCUUCAGCAAAACAAGAAGUAGUGAAGGAUCUUCCUGCAGAAAGUUGUGGGCCUACGAAGGACACUUCAGAUGACCAUCAGAUGUGGGAGUCGUCAGAGGUUCUUUAUCGUAAUAAGGUAGGAAAGUGGUCAAGGACCAGAGCAUCCUGCUUGUUUGACAUAGAAGCCUGCCACAGGUACCUGAAUAUUGCACUCUGGUGCAGGGAUCCUUUCAAGUUAGGAGGCCUCAUCUGUUUGGGGCAUGUUAGUUUAAAACUUGAAGAGGUGGCUUUAGGAUGCCUAGCUACAUCAAACAUGGAAUACCUGUCAAAGUUCAGACUGGAAGCCCCUGCUCCUAAGGCCAUGGUCACUAGAACUGCACUACGCAAUCUGAGUAUGCAAAAGGGCUUCAAUGACAAAUUUUGUUAUGGUGACAUUACUGUUCAUUUCAAAUAUUUGAAAGAAGGAGAACCAGAUCACCACAUAGUUCCUAAUGUAGAGAAAGAAAAAGAACUCCAUUUGGUUGAGGAAGUUCCUACACUCCCUAAAGAGGAGCAUUUUGUGGGACAGAUGAAUUUGUCAGAAAAUAAACAUAGUUUCCAAGACACUCAGUUCCAAAACCCAACUUGGUGUGAUUACUGUAAGAAAAAAGUUUGGACAAAAGCGGCUUCCCAGUGUAUGUUCUGUGCUUAUGUUUGUCAUAAAAAGUGUCAAGAAAAGUGUCUAGCUGAGACGCCUCUUUGUGGAGCAACUGAGAGGCGAAUAGAUCGUACCCUGAAAAACCUCAGGCUAGAAGGACAGGAGCCGCUCAUGGGCCUUCCUCCUCGUGUUGAGAUGGAAGCUAACAAGUCAGUCCAUAAAACAACAGGUUUGACAAGGCACAUCAUUAAUACUAGCUCUCGUUUACUAAAUUUGCGUCAAGUCUCUAAAACUCGCCUUUCUGAACCAGGAACAGAUCUUGUGGAACCAUCACCAAAGCACACACCCAACACAUCCGACAAUGAAGGCAGUGACACAGAGGUGUGUGGUCCCAACAGUCCUUCCAAACGAGGACACAGUGCGGGAAUAAAGUUAGUGAAAAAGGAAGGUGGGUUGGAUGACAGUGUUUUCAUUGCAGUUAAAGAAAUCGGCCGUGAUCUGUAUAGAGGCUUGCCAACAGAAGAAAGGAUCCAAAAGCUAGAGUUCAUGCUGGAUAAACUGCAGAAUGAAAUUGAUCAGGAGUUAGAACACAAUAAUUCCCUUGUAAGAGAAGAAAAGGAAACAACUGAUACAAGGAAAAAAUCCCUUCUUUCUGCUGCGUUGACUAAAUCAGGUGAAAGACUGCAAGCUCUGACACUUCUGAUGAUCCACUACAGAGCAGGCAUUGAAGACAUUGAGACCUUGGAAAGCCUGUCUUUAGACCAGCACUCGAAAAAAAUGAGCAAGUACACAGAUGACACAGAAGAAGACCUUGACAGUGAAAUAAGCCAACUGAUAGACUCUCAGCCAUUCAGCAGCAUCUCAGAUGACUUGUUUGGCCCAUCCGAGUCUGUGUGACAAACUGUUUAAACUCUGGGUGGUUGGGGACAAAUGCAUCUGGAAUGCCACGGGUAUAGCCAUGUUUCAGUUCUCUCAUGGUGCACUUUGGCCUGCUUCUACAGUUACUUGCUUGUAAAGAGUGAAAGGUGGUUUUCCGGCAGAAACAUGUAACGAGCUCACCAGAUUGGUGUUUGGAUUGUGUGUAUACUUAAUGGUUUGGGGGUUUAUACUGGGAAUUGGGUUUUAUUAAUUUAUUUUUAACCUUUUCUAAUUAUGUAAGCUAACUUUGUGUUUAUCAAUGUGUGAUGUCUCACUGUCAUUUUUUUUUUUUCCUUCCUCCUGGUUUUUGAAUUAAUGUUGAGUCAGAAGCUGUCCAGAGUCCUGAAAUAUUUUCAUUCUCAUUUUUAUCACGGUUCUAGCAGCAGAUUUGUUGCAUGCCUAAAUUGACAAUAGUGAUCAUUGAGGGAGCAGGUUUGAGUCUUCUUUUGUCUGUGUUGUGGGGUUUGUCAUCUGCACUUGCUUGAGGUUUUUGUUAUAUAGGGUUUGGGGGAUUUUUGUUUUGUUUUCUUUUGCUGUUGUUGCCAAAUAUAAAUGAAAGUGGACCCUACAGCUUUAAAAAUGUUAUGCUGAUUUAGUUUUUUUUUUACAUAUAUUGCUUGCUUACACUUCUGUGAUAUUUUUAAGGCUUUUACGCAGCUGAAGUAUAGUGAAAUUAAGUAAUUAGCUAGAAGUUGCAUUGAAUAGAGGAUAAAUGCAAAAUCUAGUUGGUCAAGAAUUUUGUAGAUUGGGUAACAGGAUUUUAUUAUUGAAGAACAGUAACCAGUAGGAUUUUUAAAUAUCUCUCAAAUGUUGAUGCUUUCCUUUUAAAUGAGCACUCGUGAUGAUUUUUUUCAUCUUUGGUUCUCCCAUAGGAAAUAAAGCAUGUGCAAGGAUAUUAGAGUUUCACAGGACUUGUUCUGACAAUGGCUGCAUUGAUAACUGGCUUUGUUUGAAAAAAAUUUAAUGUAGAAAUAUGAUGUGGAGGACAAUUAUACAAAAUGUUUACUAUAUCAUUUAGUGUCUUGUGGCCUUAAAGGAAUGUCAGUCAUUCUGAAUACUUUAGUAGUUCAGACCAUCUUCAUUCAUUGUAAAGAAAAAUAAAGAUAGACAGUGUACAUAGUACUUGGGGCUAGUUCCUCAAAAUGAAGGCCUGCUAUGACACUGGGUUCAUAUAAUGGAUGCUGGUAACACACAACUGAGAGAAAUAUGUGAGCUUGACCCCUAUUGAUAUAUCUUGAAAAGUCUGAGCCUGUUAUACCUGAAUUCCCUUUUACAAUAACUACUAUGAUAUCACAUAAACCAACUGAAUUUAAAACUAUGGAACAGCUCUUUGGCAGCAGGAAAAUUCAUAGUAUAAUAGUAAAAGACUGGCCCAUCUGUAGCCCCAACUCCACCAGGAGUUUAAGGUCAAGCUUUUUAGUGAGCUCUGUAGCCACAGGCAGGUUACAAAGGGUCACACAGCUUCUCCAUCUCUACAGGUACUUACUCUACCUCACGGAGCCAUUGUGAGGCAAACAGGAGCAUAACUGCAAAAGUGCUUUGAACAGUAAAAAGCUGUAAAAACAAAAGGUAUUAUAUAAGAAAAGCACUGCUGAGUGUAGAAAGUUAUUCCAGUUUUAAACUCAGUAGCGAACUCUCAUUCCUGUUAUUAAGUGACAUAUUAGGACACUAGACACAAACCUGUCUUUGGCAGAUUUAUAGAAAAGACUGUAUCUGUGUAAUCCCCACCCCACUCCUGCUUUUUUUAUCGUUUAUUUAAGCAUGCUCACAAUUUAAAAGAACAACGUAAUAGAAAACUUUCCACAACAAAUCCCAGAAGCUAAAAUGUUGUUCCACAUCUUAUGCUUGAAACAAUCUGCUGAUAUUAUAUAGCCAUGUUUCAUCUUGUAAGCAGUAACUUGCCAUUGCUACUAAAGAUGAUGUGUCUGUAAGUGGCUGGUGUGCUUAUGGGUCAGACCAUGGAAGUUUCAGUGAUGCCCAAGCAUGCUCCUGCGCUGACCCACUUGAAAAAGAGCUGUAGAAAUAAUGCAAAGCUUUAGUUCUGAGAAUCUACUCAUGCUUUCACGUAUUUAUCUCUGUAGAACCACAAUCAUGGAAAGCUCAACACUGCUGCUAAUGAUGUUUGUAAACUAUACCUUUAAAUGUAGUGCAAUAUUUUUCUAUUGGGAGAGACCAUAGGGGCAUCACAGUUGUACUUUAGAGCAGGGAAGGAGGGGAAACUCCAAAUAUCCUAGAGCAUAGUAAGGGAUAAAGGCUUCAAUUUAAAAGGUUGUAUUAUAUUACAUUACUCAUGUAAUCUUGCUGCCAUGCUAUGUUAUCUAUAGCUAAAAUAACAAUAAAGACUACCACAGAAAAUAA
Mesocricetus auratus (golden hamster) is the source of this 6201-nucleotide messenger RNA. It is a transcript of the gene Pdzd8, whose product is annotated as PDZ domain containing 8. Bases 211 to 3822 code for a protein of 1203 amino acids. The transcript has 6 exons. Gene Ontology annotation, cellular component: mitochondria-associated endoplasmic reticulum membrane contact site. NCBI's taxonomy places the organism in Eukaryota, Metazoa, Chordata, Mammalia, Rodentia, Cricetidae. Gene Ontology annotation, molecular function: protein binding; lipid binding. The record is from RefSeq and is a predicted model, not a curated record. Gene Ontology annotation, biological process: mitochondrial calcium ion homeostasis.